Messenger RNA from Aspergillus mulundensis, 1479 nucleotides. Its product is annotated as NAD-dependent succinate-semialdehyde dehydrogenase. The transcript is spliced from 2 exons. NCBI's taxonomy places the organism in Eukaryota, Fungi, Ascomycota, Eurotiomycetes, Eurotiales, Aspergillaceae. Gene Ontology annotation, molecular function: succinate-semialdehyde dehydrogenase (NAD+) activity. The coding region runs from base 1 to 1479 and encodes 492 amino acids. The record is from RefSeq and is a predicted model, not a curated record.
AUGUCCCUCUCCAGUCUCAAACGCAAGGACCUCUUCGAGCAAAAUGGCUUCAUCGCCGACAAUUGGGCCUCCUCCUCCUCCGGAGCGACAUUCACCGUCAUAAAUCCAGCAACGCUUGAGACGCUUGCAACCCUCCCAGAAAUGAACGGCAAAGACACCGAAUCCGCCAUAUCAGCCGCUCACACUGCUUUUCAGUCCUACAAGAAGACUACUGCCCGUCAAAGGGCAACUUGGCUGCGUCGCUGGCACUCCCUUUGUCUCGAAAACAUUGACGACCUCGCCCUUAUUCUGACUCUCGAAAAUGGCAAGCCACUCACUGAAGCUAAAGGCGAAGUCAUGUAUGCUGCGUCAUUCCUCGAGUGGUUCGCAGGUGAAGCAGAGCGAGUGCAUGGUGAGGUCGUCCCCGCUGCGAAUGCCAGCCAUCGCAUUUUGACAGUGAAGCAACCUCUCGGUGUGGCUGCUUGUCUGGCGCCAUGGAACUUCCCCAUUGCAAUGAUCACACGUAAAGUUGGUGCUGCACUAGCGGCGGGGUGCACGACUGUCUGGAAGCCUGCUGGUGAAACCCCAUUGAGUGCACUGGCGCAGGCGGUUCUUGCAAAAGAAGCUGGGUUUCCCGGUGGAACUAUCAACGUCAUUACGACAUUGACCAACGUUGCUGAAGUUGGCGAAGCGCUCUGCAAGUCGAAGCUUGUGCGGAAGCUCAGCUUUACAGGUUCAACGCGCGUCGGGAAACUAUUGGCAAGCCAGUGCAGUCAGAACCUCACCAAGCUGUCGCUGGAGCUAGGCGGGAAUAGUCCAUUCAUUGUCUUUGACGAUGCAAAACUUGAUACGGCGGUCGAAGCUUGUAUCCUGGCAAAGUUCAGAAACUCCGGGCAGACUUGUGUCACAGCAAACCGAAUUUUCGUGCAGGAAGGUAUCUAUGACAAGUUCGCGGCAGCUCUUGUCGAAAAGAUCAAAACGCUAAAAAUCGGAAACGGAGUCGAAGAGGGCGUGGUAAUUGGACCGCUUACGCAUGACCGUGCUAUUGAGAAGGCCAUCGCGCAUAUCAGAGACGCCCAGGACAAAGGCGCCAGCCUCCUUCUCGGCGGAUCCCCUUUCCAACCACACAACUUGCAGGGCUACUUCUUCCAGCCCACCGUGUUGAGUGGUAUGUCCACAGAGUCCCUAACAACCCGCGAAGAGGUCUUUGCCCCAGUCGUCGCAAUCUACCCCUUCAAAACAGAAGAAGAGGUCACUGCGAAGGCCAACGAUUGCGACGUGGGGCUGGGCAGUUUUGUCAUCACCGAGUCAAUGCCACGGAUGUGGAGAGUUGCGGAGAAUUUGGAGGUCGGUAUGGUCGGAAUCAACUUGGGCAUGCUGAGUGCCGCCGAGAGUCCGUUUGGAGGAGUCAAGGAAUCUGGAUACGGGCGGGAAGGUGGUCGACAAGGCAUUGAAGAGUAUUUGACCGUCAAGAGUAUCUUGAUGAACGUUGCGAAUUAG